CUUUCUUUCCAUGACCUUAUCGCCUGUUCUCUCGCGCCCAUAGCUCGCCUGCCCGAGUCCGCUUCCACUCCACAUCCCCUGGAGGUAAUCAGCAUAAUGUCGACGCCCGCGCUGUCGCCCCGGCCGCGCGAGACGUCACAUAGCACCAUCCAGACCCGCUCCUCGGGACCUACCCCCAUGCCACGCCCCAGUGCCGCACGGAGUCCUGUCAAGUCCACGCCCCUCGCGACCCGUCGCAUGCACGACCUCAAGACGCCCGGCAUUGGCAACGGCCACGAGCCCAAGACGCCCAGCCCCAACUACUUUGGCCUCGCCGUCGACGCAAACGCCGAAAAGGAUGUCUUCGCCUCCAGCGCUGCACAGCACAUCCGCGGUAACUGGAGCCCGCCCUCUUCAAAUGUGCGGUCCACCGCUGCUGCGUCACCCCGCGUCAUUCCCGUUGACCAGAACCCUGAAUACGAGCAGUUCAGACGUCAAUCUGAGAACAACAGAGGCUUUGCCCUCGGCCGAUUCGACUUUGGCUCAUCCCAAGGCUCCAUGCCAUCCCCUAGGAGUUCAGCAUUCGGUUCCGCAAUGGCCCCUCCGUCCCCGCAGUCGAUGACGUUACCCGUGGCCACAAACGAUCAACACACCGACAAAAAAGAUGACGGGGGCGAGCUCGAAGGCAAACCAAGAUCGCCAAAGCGGCUCCUUUCCACAGAGUCAGUCAUUGUGUACGACCGGCCACGGCGGAAUUCGCCUGCGAGCUUCCUGGACCAAGAAAAUUACGGACGCACCGACGAAUUGGCCAAGUUCGUUGAAAUGAGGAACCCCCGCCCGUCUCUACCUCCACGUGACUCCUCGCAGAAGCUCACCAUGUCUUCUCAUCGUGCAGAAACUCUCCCGGCACACGUCGAGGAUGCCGCCAAGACUGGCGGACCUUCCAUGGUCACACCCCAGUACAUUGUCAACAUUCUUGAAUCUGCAAUAGAGGAGGUCUUGCUACUGGAUCUUCGUGUCUCCACACAAUACGCAAGAUCCCGCAUCCAAGGCUCUCUAAGCCUAUGUAUACCUACGACUCUGCUGAAGCGUGCGUCCUUCAAUGUACAAAAAUUGGCCGAAACCUUCAAAGAUGACGAGGAGAAGGAGAAGUUCGAGCAGUGGAGGAGUAGCAAACACAUCGUCGUGUACGACGCAAGUUCCGCACAGAUGAAGGACGCAGCGACCUGCAUCAACACGCUCAAGAAGUUCACAAGCGAAGGCUGGACCGGCGGCUGCUACAUCAUCCGGGGUGGUUUCCAAGAAUUUGCAUCCAAGUUUCCACAAUGGAUAUCAAAAGGUUCUACACAAGCGUUGAGUUCCCCUACAUCUUCUUCUGGAGGUGAUUCUGGUCUUCCAUCCGUCGCACCUGUUAUCGGAGGCUGCCCCAUGCCAGUCACGCAGAAUGCUGCGAACCCAUUUUUCGGCAACAUUCGACAGAACAUGGACCUCAUUGGUGGCGUAGGCCAGAUGCCCAUCAAGCAUCCCACAGCCAUGACCCGUUCCCUCGAGGAAGAGCUGCCAGUCUGGCUCCGAAAGGCCGCAAAUGAGAAAGACAACGGCAAGACGGUGUCUGAUAAAUUUCUGCACAUCGAGAAGCGCGAACAGAAGCGAAUGCAGAAGGCAUUGUCUGGGCAAGUGUACUACGGAACCCCCACGUCUGGAGAACCCAAGCAGUCCAUCACAUUGGCUGGUAUUGAGAAGGGCUCCAAGAACCGCUACAACAGCAUCUGGCCCUAUGAGCAUUCUCGCGUGAAGCUGCAAAAUGUCAGCCCAGGCGGCUGCGACUACGUCAACGCGAACCAUGUCCAGCCGCCCUUUUCGAACAAGCGGUACAUUGCUACGCAGGGCCCUCUACCGGCAACUUUCAACGAUUUCUGGAAUGUUGUGUGGCAACAGGACGUCCGCGUCAUAGUCAUGCUUACUGCGGAGAGUGAAGGUGGUCAGCUCAAGGCCCACAACUACUGGUCUGGCAAGCAAUAUGGCCACCUGCAUUUGAAUGCUCUCGGAGAACGUAGAGCCGCUCUGGAACCAUCUAAAAUACACAGGCAUCGCGAACAGGCGCAGCGACCUGCGCUUGGCCAACGUCGCUCGACAACAGCGAAUCCACCUAACAAACCCGGCUACUUCACCACCGAAUCGACUGCCCAGCCCAGCUCCGAGCAACCCUAUGUCAUCGUCCGCAAAUUCACAUUAUCGAACUCAGACGAGCCUUUCGAGCGCAUGCGCGAAAUCACCCAACUCCAAUACUCGCACUGGCCCGACUUUGGCGCACCCGCGCACCCCACCCACCUCCUCGGCCUCAUCGAGCAAUGCGACGCCGUGUGCCGCCAAGUCAAUGGCGGCUCUCCCUCUCGCCCCGAGCCCCCAAGCACCCGCCCCAUACUCGUCCAUUGCUCCGCAGGAUGCGGUCGUACUGGCACGUUCUGCACCGUCGAUUCGGUCCUCGACAUGCUCAAGCGCCAACGCCAGGCCCGCAAUGCCCGCGACACCACGCCCAUGGACCUCGAUCCCAUGUCGCCGCCGAAGGGGCCGCGAGGGGAUCGCAGCGCAAGCUUGAGUAUGUCAAUGAGCAUGGAUGAGAUGAGCAUGAGCCGGCGGUCUUCGUCGAGCGCUAGCGAGGCCGCAAACAAUGAGAAGCCCGCCGGCAACGCAGCACGGGAAGAGUAUGACUGGGUGUAUCAGGAGGAUGUGGAUCUGAUUGAGAAGACAGUGGAAGAUUUCAGGCUUCAGCGGCUAAGCAUGGUGCAGAGUCUGCGGCAGUUUGUGCUGUGCUAUGAGAGCGUGCUGGAGUAUCUUGUGGAGCAGUAUCCGAAGAGCGCUUAGGCGGCUGUGGUGCAAUGGCUGGGCAGCGCGGCCUAGGAAGAAGAUGGGCAUGGGCACGGAGUCACGUCAGGAGAGUAUUGCCUUUUCUUUCUCUCUAUUUCUCUUCUUUCCUCUCACUUGGUUUUCUUCGU
Messenger RNA from Paraphaeosphaeria sporulosa, 2975 nucleotides. Its product is annotated as tyrosine-protein phosphatase non-receptor type 6. Bases 97 to 2844 code for a protein of 915 amino acids. The record is from RefSeq and is a predicted model, not a curated record. Gene Ontology annotation, biological process: protein dephosphorylation. Gene Ontology annotation, molecular function: protein tyrosine phosphatase activity. NCBI's taxonomy places the organism in Eukaryota, Fungi, Ascomycota, Dothideomycetes, Pleosporales, Didymosphaeriaceae. The transcript is spliced from 2 exons.